GCAUACUAAUUUGUACGGACAAAAACUCUGGCAUAAACCCUAACGAGAAGGAGCUGACUUAACUCUGCUUACCGAACCUGAGUAACCUCAAAUCUAAAAUGGGGAAGAGAGAAAAACAACCAUCGCAAUCAUCCUCCGACGAGCUUCUCAAAGCCCUAGGAGACUUCACCAGCAAGGAAAAUUGGGAUAAGUUUUUCACAAUUCGGGGCAGCGAUGACUCUUUCGAGUGGUAUGCUGAGUGGACUGAGCUCCGUCAGCCACUCCUCUCCCUCCUUGAUGGAGCUCCGCCCACUGGAGACCACGAUAAUACUCUUCAUCCUAAUUUUUGGGUGCAGAUUCUCGUGCCUGGUUGCGGCAAUUCGCGCUUAUCGGAGCAUUUGUAUGAUGCGGGGUUUAAGGAUAUUACAAAUAUUGAUUUCUCGAAAGUUGUGAUUUCCGAUAUGCUGAGGAGGAAUGUGAGAGGACGGCCUGGCAUGCGGUGGCGCGUCAUGGACAUGACCAGCAUGCAGUUCGCAGAUGAGACAUUUGAUGCUAUUCUUGAUAAAGGUGGAUUGGAUGCUUUGAUGGAGCCAGAGCUUGGCCCUAAGCUGGGGACCCAAUAUUUGUCAGAGGUGCAAAGAGUUUUGAAAUCUGGGGGCAAGUUUAUUUGCCUUACACUGGCAGAAUCUCAUGUUUUAGGUUUGCUAUUCUCUAAGUUUCGGUUUGGGUGGAAAAUGAGUGUUCACGCUAUCCCACAGAAACCAUCUAGCAAGCCUAGGCUUUGUACCUUUAUGGUGGUUGCUGAGAAAGAUAUUUCUACUGAUUUGCUCCAGAUAACAUCAUCAUUUGAUCAUCGUUCUCUAGAUUGCAGCGGCAACCAGGCUGCUGGUCUGCAUGAAGCUGUUGAAAAUGAGAAUCGGAUUCGUAGAGAAUAUUCCAGUGGUUCUGACAUAUUGUACUCUCUUGAAGAUCUGCAAUUAGGAGCUAAAGGGGACUUAACAAAGCUUAGCCGUGGCCGUCGGUUUCAGCUUACUUUGGGUGGGCAAGGAUGUUCUCGUUUCACUUACAGAGCUGUACUUCUAGAUGCCAAGGACAAUUCCGUCCCAUUCUCAUAUCAUUGUGGUGUUUUCAUUGUGCCUAAGACUCGAGCUCAUGAGUGGCUGUUCUCUUCAGAAGAAGGACAAUGGCUGGUCAUUGAAAGCUCAAAGGCAGCUCGUCUCAUUAUGGUUAUACUUGACAGCAGCCACGCAAAUGCUAGCAUGGAUGAUAUUCAGAAGGAUUUAUCUCUGCUGGUUAAACAGUUGGCACCUGGAAAAGAUGACAAUGGAUCACAAAUACCUUUCAUGAUGGCAAGUGAUGGAAUCAAACAGCGACAUAUUCUGCAAAAGGUUACAUCUUCAUUAACUGGCCCAAUAAUUGUCGAAGACGUGGUUUAUGAAAAUGUUGAUGGUGAUGUCAGUCGCCUUUUUCCAUCUAAAGAUUUGAUAUUCCGCCGUCUUGUCUUUCAACGAACAGAGGGUUUGGUGCAGUCUGAAGCUCUUCUUACAAGUGAUGAAUCUUCCCAUAAAGUUGUUGAAAUAGAAAGGAAAAAAACUUCAUCUUCCAAAUCCAAGAAAAGAGGGAACCAGAAGCGAAAUGAUGAACCAAGCAACCGACUGAAGGUUUAUCAUGACUAUUUAGCCAGUUCUUAUCAUACGGGGAUCAUUUCUGGCUUUAUGUUGAUCUCUUCAUAUUUGGAAAGUGUGUUAUCUGCUGGGAAUACAGUUAACACAGUUGUAGUAGGUCUUGGGGCUGGUUUACUUCCUAUGUUUCUUCAUGGAUGUAUGCCAUUUUUGCACAUUGAGGUGGUGGAGUUAGAUCCUGUGAUACUUAAUCUUGCAAGGGACUACUUUGGUUUUGCUGAAGAUAAAUUUUUGAAGGUGCAUAUUGCUGAUGGAAUUGAGUUUGUUAGAGAGGUCAAUAAUUUUGCACGAAGUGAUAGAGUGCCUGUCCUACACAGAAAUGAGGAUGCUUCAGGCAAUUCAAAGUCAUCUUCAGAUGGAAGUUGCGUUAUGUCUUAUGCAGAGGGCAGUAUUAAUCCUGGGCUUGAUGUACUUAUUAUUGAUGUUGAUUCUUCAGAUUCAAGCUCUGGAAUGACCUGCCCAGCUGCAGAUUUUGUGGAAGAGUCCUUCCUCCUGACUGUUAAAGAUUCUCUUUCUGAGCAAGGUCUCUUUGUGGUUAAUUUGGUCUCAAGGUCCUCAUCUAUUAAAGAUAUGGUUAUUGAAAGGAUGAAAAUGCAUCGCUCUGCUGUGCCCAAGUUUGGCAACUGGGAAAGUGAAGAGAAUGUCCCAUACACGGUCUAUUUUGAGAAGGCGAGGAAGGAAAGAACUGAAGGGAAAAUGAAUCGAAAUUACUCUGAAGAAAACCCUGACAUUUUCAAUACCAAGCCUCCAAUUCAUGCCUCUUCUUUCCAAAUGAAACCAACUGAAGCACAAAAAGUGCCAGAAGCAGUGAGGUCAAAGCAUGAGCAUUUAAGCCAAGAAGAGAUUGAUUUAAGGAGAUCGACUGACUCUUCAUUGCACCAUGAUGAUGUUGGCAAGAGAGAUGGCACAAAAGUAUUAAGGGCAAAUCAUGAGCAUGGGGAACAUGGUCGCGAUCGCCUGAGGAGACCUACAAAUUCUGUAAUGCACCAUGAUACCGGUGCUCAGAGGGUGGCAGCUGACUCAAAUCUUCAUCAUUAUGGUGGUGUAAGCUCUAGUGAUACCCACAGAAGGAUUAUGCGGUGGAGUGCAGCCUCUGAUCUCAGCACUGAACAGUCGCAUUUACACCCACGUAACCAGCCAAAAAUUGGAGGCAAAGGUAAUGCAGUAUCUUCUUUGUCUUGGGAAAGAAAGGGUUCAUCUGAAGGUACUCACGGCCUGGCUCCCAUGACUCCUGGAAGAUCCCGAUUGAGAUCAGUCACCAGAGGCAAUGAUAGCCCUGAUCACAGUGCUGCUGUUCCAAAAUUUGGCGAAUGGGAUGAGACCGACCCUGCAUCAGCUGAUGGGUACACUCAUAUUUUCAACAAAGUACGAGAAGAGAAACAGGGCGGAGCGGCAAAGGUGCCAGACCUACCAACUGAAUCUUCUCAUUCACAUGGACACAAGCAGUAUGGCAAUGAAAAAUCCAAGCAGAGCUGUUACUGCUUUCCCUGGGGAAGAAGAUGAUGUUUUUGUCGAUGUGAUCAAAUAGAGAGUGCACAAGACAAGGCAUACAUGUAUUUAUUUAUAGUUUGAACAGCUGUCCAUGACAAGUUUAGAGAUAGUGCGUGCAUUAUUUUGCUUAUGUUACUUCUAUGAUGAGUAAAGGAUGAUGUUGGAGAGGCAAACAUCUUCCUAGCUUUUUUUUUUUUUUUUCACUUUUUUUAUAUUUCUGCUGUACUAUGUGCACUUUGUGUUAUAUUUCAUCAAUCAAUAAUCCUGCUAGAAAUUGAUUUUGAAACUGUCAAGAGGCCUGAAACAGGAGGCUGAAUAAAUUUGUAUGAGCUGCCGAGGACUUCGUUUUACAUA
Messenger RNA from Hevea brasiliensis (rubber tree), 3506 nucleotides. RefSeq lists its product as uncharacterized. Gene Ontology annotation, molecular function: S-adenosylmethionine-dependent methyltransferase activity. Bases 99 to 3164 code for a protein of 1021 amino acids. The record is from RefSeq and is a predicted model, not a curated record. The transcript is spliced from 18 exons. NCBI's taxonomy places the organism in Eukaryota, Viridiplantae, Streptophyta, Magnoliopsida, Malpighiales, Euphorbiaceae.